UUUGCUGAAUUUCAAGUCUCUGGCUUAACCUGAGGACAGCCGCGCUAGUAUCAGCAAGCGUUUCAAACACAGGACGAGCGGAACGAGGAAGCGGGCGCGCGCACCGAGGAGUGCGCGCGGAUAUGCAGAUAUACAACGUGUCCGUUAAAGGAAAUGAACCAAAACAAGCGCACACUCAUGGUGUGGGGACGACGAGUUCAUCUAGCAGAUAAGAGAAGCCGAAUGGAUGUGAUCGGUGGAGGAGGAGCGUGGCGACGGGGACUUUAAAGGGCCCUUCGGGGAGGGGGACCGCGGACCGACACACAGCGCGGCCCGGGGAGACAUCGACACACAACCGCUAUAUUCCCUCACACGCCAUACACACCUGCACACGCGUGCAACGUUGUAAUAACGUUGCAGUUGCAGUGUGUUUGCUGCGGAUUAUCGAGAGCGCCCCCUUUGUGAGCGCGCCGCGCGGUCCCGGGGGGCGCGCGCCCCCGGGGUAUGUCCGGUACCCCCGCGCGGUUCACGUGGAACAGGCCGAGCCUGUGGACCGCUUCCAUUCACAGCGCAGCGCGCACCGCGCACACACACACACACACUGCGCACGCCGCGCGCGGACGUUACACGCACCGCACGGGCUGGCGAUGAGAGAGGCGGGGUGCGUCCCCGUGGUCUCGGGUGCGCGCGAACUGGACUGCGGUGCGGCUGCGUGAUCCUACGCCCCCCACCCCCCGCGAGGACGCUGACUCGCGUCCACCUCGAUUUCAGCUCCCGAGUUUCUGACACUGCGGUGUGGAGCUGCGCGCGGACCUGCGAUGUAGCGAUCGCCACUGUUGGAGUAACUUACACUGUUCCGCUGCUACACUGUUACACGCAGUCAGUGUCACACUGCUGCAGUGUCACCCGGCCGCCUUCUUACAUGAGCCGGGCUCCGGUGCUCUCACGCUGCUGCCGGGCUGUGGGCACCGCUGACCAUCGUCGAAGACAUGUCCCGGCUGGAGAAGACCGUGUCGGACCUGCGCUCCCGGGCCGAAGGGUACGAGAAGACGGAGGACACUGCACAGAAGACCUCUUUAGCUGACCAAGACGAUGCCAGGUUGAUAUUCAUCAAUCAGCCCCAGUUAACCAAGUUCUGCAGCAACCGUGUCAGCACAGCGAAGUACAAUGUCAUCACGUUCCUGCCACGCUUCCUCUACUCGCAGUUCCGAAGAGCGGCCAACGCGUUCUUCCUCUUCAUUGCACUCCUCCAGCAAAUCCCGGAUGUCUCUCCAACUGGACGCUGGACGACUCUGGUCCCACUUCUUUUCAUCCUGGUGGUGGCAGCAGUGAAGGAGAUCAUUGAGGAUCUGAAACGUCACAAUGCAGACAGCGUAGUGAAUAAGAAGGAAACACAAGUGCUGAGAAAUGGUGCGUGGGAGAUAGUCCACUGGGAGAAGGUAGUGGUGGGAGACAUAGUUAAAGUAAAUGGCAAAGAAUUCAUACCUGCGGAUGCAAUCCUACUGUCAUCGAGCGAGCCACAGGGUAUGAGCUACAUUGAAACAUCCAAUCUAGAUGGAGAGACCAACCUGAAAAUACGACAGGGCCUGCAGAUUACCUUGGAGAUUAAGGAUGCAGAGAGCCUGAUGGGACUGUCAGGGCGCAUGGAGUGUGAGAGCCCCAACCGCCACCUGUAUGACUUUGUGGGGAACAUCCGUCUAGAUGGCCACGGUGCGGUUCCCCUGGGCCCGGACCAGAUCCUGCUGAGAGGGGCUCAGCUGAGGAACACACAGUGGAUCCACGGCAUUGUGGUGUACACGGGACAUGACACCAAGCUCAUGCAGAACUCUACCCGGCCACCUUUAAAGCUUUCCAAUGUAGAGCGAAUCACAAACAUCCAGAUCCUGGUCCUCUUUGGCUGUCUUCUCGGCAUCUCUCUGGUGUGCUCCAUUGGACAGACCAUCUGGAAGAACCGGCAUGGCGAUUCCGCCUGGUACAUGGACCUUAACUCUCCAGACGGUGGUGCAGCUAACUUUGGCCUCAAUUUCCUGACCUUCAUUAUCCUUUUCAACAACCUCAUUCCCAUCAGCCUGCUGGUGACCCUGGAGGUCAUCAAGUUUGUCCAGGCCUUCUUCAUCAACUGGGACGUUGACAUGCAUUAUGAGGUCACCAAUACACCAGCCAUGGCUCGUACCUCCAAUCUGAAUGAAGAGCUGGGACAGGUGAAGUACAUCUUCUCAGACAAGACAGGCACCCUGACCUGCAACGUGAUGCAGUUCAAGAAGUGCACCAUCGCAGGCGUGGCCUACGGUCGCGUUCCAGAAUCAGAGGAUUACGGUGAUCCAGAGGAUGGCUGGCACAGCACACACCCUCCAGAAGAGGCUGGCUUCAAUGACCCCAGCUUGCUGGAAAAUCUCCAAAACAACCACCCUACAGCACCCAUCAUUCUUGAGUUCAUGACCAUGAUGGCCUUGUGCCACACUGCCGUGCCGGAGCAUACUGACGGUCAGAUCAUCUACCAGGCAGCCUCUCCAGAUGAAGGGGCACUUGUAAGAGGAGCCAAAAACCUGGGCUUCGUGUUCUCCGGCCGGACCCCUGACUCAGUCAUCAUUGAGGCGCUCGGUGUGGAGGAGAAGUAUGAGCUGCUCAAUGUGCUCGAGUUUACAAGCUCCAGGAAAAGGAUGUCUGUCAUCAUGCGCACUCCAUCUGGGAGAAUCAGGCUGUACUGCAAAGGAGCUGACUCGGUCAUCUAUGAGCGGUUGGCUGACAGUUCGCGGUACAAGGACAUCACACUGAAGCACCUGGAGCAGUUUGCCACGGAGGGCCUUCGCACGCUGUGCUAUGCCGUGACUGACAUCUCGGAGGCCUCUUACAACGAGUGGCUGAAGACCCACAGGCGAGCUGCCACCGCCAUCCAGAACCGCAGCCUGAAGCUGGAGGAGAGUUAUGAGCUCAUCGAGAAGAACCUGCAGCUGCUGGGUGCCACAGCCAUCGAGGAUAAGCUGCAGGACAAGGUCCCCGAGACCAUCGAGAUGCUCAUGAAGGCCGACAUCAAGAUCUGGAUCUUGACCGGAGACAAGCAGGAGACGGCUAUCAACAUCGGUCACUCCUGUAAGCUUCUCACGAAGAACAUGGGUCUGCUAGUCAUCAACGAGGCCACGCUGGACGACACACGGGAGUCUCUGAGUCGCCACUGCAGGAUGUUGGGAAACGUCCUGCACAAGGAGAACGAUUUUGCCCUCAUCAUUGAUGGCAAGACGCUCAAGUACGCGCUGGCCUUCGGUGCUCGCCACUACUUCCUGGACCUGGCGUUGACUUGCAAGGCUGUAAUCUGCUGCAGGGUGUCCCCAAUGCAGAAGUCAGAAGUGGUGGACUUGGUGAAGAAGCAGGUACAGGUGAUCACACUGGCCAUCGGUGAUGGUGCCAAUGAUGUAGGCAUGAUCCAGACCGCACAUGUGGGCGUUGGUAUCUCUGGCAAUGAGGGCCUGCAGGCUGCCAACUCUUCCGACUAUUCCAUCGCUCAGUUCAAGUACUUGAAGAAUCUCCUGCUCGUCCACGGAGCAUGGAACUACAACCGGGUGGCUAAGUGCAUCCUGUACUGCUUCUACAAGAACAUUGUCCUGUAUAUCAUUGAGAUCUGGUUUGCCUUCGUGAACGGUUUCUCGGGGCAGAUCCUGUUUGAGCGCUGGUGCAUCGGCCUCUACAACGUGAUCUUCACAGCGCUACCUCCUCUCACCCUGGGGAUAUUUGAACGUUCCUGCAGGAAGGAAAACAUGCUCAAGUACCCUGAGCUCUACAAGACAUCCCAGAAUGCACUGGGCUUCAACACAAAGGUUUUCUGGGCCUAUUGUCUGAACGGCCUCUUCCACUCCAUCAUCCUCUUCUGGUUCCCCCUCAAGGCCUUCCAGCAUGAUACGGUCUUUGGAAACGGAAAGACACCAGACUAUCUCCUCCUUGGGAACAUGGUUUAUACAUUUGUGGUGAUCACCGUGUGCCUCAAAGCUGGGCUGGAGACAUCAUCCUGGACCAUGUUCAGCCACAUCGCCAUUUGGGGCAGCAUUCUUUUGUGGGUGGUGUUCUUCUGGAUCUACUCUUCACUGUGGCCCCUCAUACCCCUAGCUCCGGACAUGUUAGGAGAGGCAUACAUGAUGUUCAGGUCGGGCGUGUUCUGGAUGGGCCUCUUCUUCAUCCCCGUCACAUCUCUGAUCUUCGAUGUGGCCUACAAAGUAAUGAAGAGAGUUUGCUUCAAGACCUUGGUGGAUGAAGUUCAGGAGCUGGAGGCCAUGUCGCAGGACCCUGGAGCAGUGGUUCAUGGGAAGAGCUUGACCGAGAGAGCCCAGCUGCUGAAGAACGUGUUCAAGAAGAACACAACCGUGAUAUACCGCUCGGACUCCAUGCAACAGAACCUGCUCCAUGGCUAUGCUUUCUCCCAAGAUGAGAACGGCAUAGUUUCUCAGUCGGAGGUGAUCCGGGCCUACGACACUACCAAGCAGCGAGCAGAUGAGUGGUGAAGCCCCACCUCCUUGGGGAUGCCCCACCUUCUGGCAAGAGGCAUAAUCUCAGUACCAGUCAGCAACAGCUGACAGGACUUUAAUCCUGGAGUUUACAGAUGUGGGGGUGGAGGUGAAAAUAAGGAAAACUGAUUCCCCCCCCAUGUGUUCUCACGAGUAGUGACACGGAGGCUGCGCUUGCAACCUGAAAGUGUGUGGUCAGUGGUGAUUGACAGUCCUCAAUCAGUAAAACAACUUAACCUCCUGCCAAACUUUGGUCCCACUGUGGGCAAACUGGGAUCAGGCUUGGAAAGAUCCAGAAGAGCUCCUCAUAUAUCAGAAACACAAUGGAAUUUGCGUGCCAUGAAUAAUUCUGAAGGAAAUAAAUAUGAACAUGUGGCACAAGAAUUCGUGUAAUUGUAAAGAGGUUUCGAAAGCAAUGCAUGUGGACUGAAAUUUGUUUGGCCAACCUUGCAAGAGUAUUGAUUGCCAAAGAGAAAAAAAAAAUUGAUCUGCUUUUAAUUGUACUAUUACUGUUAUUAUUGUUAUUAUUUUCCAUUUUAGUCCUUGAUUGUUGAAUGCAGUUUUACUCUGUAAUCUUAUGACAGUUAAAAUUAUAGUCAUUUACACCCUGGAGCAUAAAAUGAAUCUCUUCAAACCAGAUGUCUUGGUAACAUUUAAGUUUGUGAUUUAUGUUUGCACAGUGUUGUUUACUAUAUUAUGAUGCCUUAUACGUGCAGUUCUUCUGGCCUUUGGUUGUAAUUAUCAUUAUUUUUUUAAAUUAUAAAAUAGGUUGUCGUCGUGCCUUUUUAUCUUCCUUUUAUAAAAUUUAAACACGUAAUGAAGUAGCAUUUUUAAAUUUCUACCAUUUUGUACUUUUGGAGCGCUGUUAACAAUGGACUGUGUUGCGCAUGUUGCUCUGGUCGCAGUGACCCCAUCCGUGCCUGACCAAAUGUUUUGGAGAAGGGAUGCUACUGGCACUACCUUGUGUGUACGUGUGUGAUGUGGAUGUUGUGAGUGAUGAGGUUUUGAAUUCAUUCUCGUGAAGACAGUGCAGUGAGUGUCACAGUUUAUUAUUCCUCAAAAUGUAGGUGUUAUUUCCCCGUGGAAACAAAAUAUUAGGCCACAUAAAUGAAUUGCAAUUAGA
Molecule: messenger RNA, 5595 nt
Organism: Scleropages formosus (Asian bonytongue)
Lineage: Eukaryota; Metazoa; Chordata; Actinopteri; Osteoglossiformes; Osteoglossidae
Product: phospholipid-transporting ATPase IA-like
Exons: 38
Coding region: 969-4469 (1166 amino acids)
Biological process (GO): phospholipid translocation
Cellular component (GO): plasma membrane; trans-Golgi network
Molecular function (GO): ATPase-coupled intramembrane lipid carrier activity; ATP binding; magnesium ion binding
Source: RefSeq, a predicted model, not a curated record